This is a messenger RNA of Colletotrichum truncatum, 1353 nucleotides long. Its product is annotated as alpha beta hydrolase fold protein. NCBI's taxonomy places the organism in Eukaryota, Fungi, Ascomycota, Sordariomycetes, Glomerellales, Glomerellaceae. The record is from RefSeq and is a predicted model, not a curated record.
AUGGAGCCUCCAAAAUCUGGAUGGCCCGAUGUACCAAGAAACAAUCUUCCUCCUUGGGACCGCGUCGUUGACAUCGUCUAUCAUAAGUACCGUCGUGGCCAGAGCCCCAGUGACAUAGAUGAUGCCUUCGGUAGAUCUGUUGGGCUGUUUUUCGCAGAUAGCAAUCGAACCCAGGAUUUGUCGCCCACGUCGCCUUAUCUCAAACUCUCAGCUUCUGCUCGCUUCAAGAUAUGCCAAAUCUUGGUCAGUGACCACAGUGCUGAGCUACCAAUCUCGCUCACCCAUAGUCGUUUAACGAAAGAGGUCUGGAAAGACGACGAAUUCACCUCACUCGCAAACGCCCUCGAACCUCUGCAGCCAUAUCUGAGAGCCUCAUUUGCCCUUCACGCCGACAUUAUGGUUGCUUUUCUGAUGACAGAGCAAUUUCAUAUCACUUAUUCACCAUUCGUCAAUACAUAUUUUGACCCUCUGGCAACAUUGUGGUUGAACAGGUACGGCCACUUCAUGCAGGUGAUUGUCCUGGAGCUUGAUAUGACCCGCUUCGGCUUUGGUCCUGGGAUUCAUGCCUAUAAACUCCGCACGGGAACAGUCAACCUCGACAUCCUUCUCAACAUGUUUGUUGAAACACAGAUGAAGCGCACUUCGCCGAUCAAGAGUCUCGUCCUUCUCUGCCGGCGUUUUUAUGGCCAGCGGCCAGACAGAGCUGCCCUAAUGGAUACCGAAAGUUCGGCGACAGGCAAGGAAGUUUAUAAAGACGAGCUGGCACAGAGUCGGGUGACCCAAGUUGCGGAGGAACGCAUCUAUUACUGCCCGGACAAAGCGCUCGAGGUGUGCGAACCACUCGUGAAACUGGCUUGGAGGGUCGACUCAAUGCGCCUGGUUGGGUUUAGUAACCAGUAUACGCAUUCCCUAUUGCGUCGCAUCUUCCCAAUUUCUGAAGACAAGGACAGUCUUAGGCACCACUCAUACAGAGUCGCGCCAUCGUCUGUAUGGCCGCGGCUCCCAGGGCAGUCCUCCUGGAUUGAUGCAGGACACGGAAAAAUUACACUCGACGACCACACAAGAGAUUACCUACAUGGUCUCUAUUCCCCCGAGGGCGCGAUCCAGCUACCGCCUCCUUAUUUCAACCCCUCCACAGGGUACAUGUCGAUUUGUCCGCCGGUUGAGUAUAUGGAUGGUACUUCCAGGGAACACGACUUGAAUAAGGCGAACAGCAUCUGCUCGUAUGAGACCGCAAGUAAGACUAAGGGUAUGGUAGCCCAAGAUGUUGACAGCUUCGAGAAUGGAGUGCAAGGCUUGGUGCACAGGAUUCGACGAAGCUUGUCAAAGCGAGACAGGGGCAUGAGGCCCUAA